AUGGCUGUCGUGCGGAUCAUAUCAAUGUUUAUGUUUCUUAUAGCUGCCCCAACAACUACCACAGAAGCAGCAACAACAACAACAGCUGCCCCAACAACAACCACACAAGCAGCAUCAACAACCACAGAGGCAGUAACGACAACCACAGCUGCCCCAACAACAACCACAGCAGCAACAACAACCACAGAAGCAGUAACGACAAGCACAGCUGCAGCAACGACAACCACAGCUGCUCCAACAACAACCACAGAACUGCUCCCAACAACAACCACAGAAGCAGCAACGACAAACACAGCUGCCCCAACAACAACCAUAGAAGCAGCAACAACAACCACAGAAGCAGUAACGACAAGCACAGCUGCAGCAACGACAACCACAGCUGCUCCAACUACAACCACAGAAGCAGCAACGACAACCACAGCUGCCCCAAUAACAACAACAGAAGCAGCAACGACAACCACAGCUUCCCCAACAACAACCACAGAAGCAGCAACGACAACCACAGCUGCCCCAACAACAACCAAAGAAGCAGCAACGACAACCAAAGCUGCAGCGACGACAACCACAGCUGCUCCAACAACCACAGAAGCAGCAACGACAAUCACAGAAGCAGCAACGACAACAACAGCUGCCCCAACAACCACACAAGCGGCACCAACAACUACAGAGGCAGUAACGACAACCACAGCUGCCCCAAUAACAACCACAGCUGCAGCAACAACAACCACCGAAGCAGCAACGACAACCACAGCAACAACAACCACAGAAGCACAGCACCAACAACCACAGCUGAAGUAA
This is a messenger RNA of Perca fluviatilis (European perch), 798 nucleotides long. RefSeq names its product cell wall protein DAN4-like. The transcript has 5 exons. NCBI's taxonomy places the organism in Eukaryota, Metazoa, Chordata, Actinopteri, Perciformes, Percidae. Bases 1 to 798 code for a protein of 265 amino acids. The record is from RefSeq and is a predicted model, not a curated record.